Mangifera indica (mango) is the source of this 2077-nucleotide messenger RNA. Its product is annotated as laccase-4-like. Lineage: Eukaryota; Viridiplantae; Streptophyta; Magnoliopsida; Sapindales; Anacardiaceae. Gene Ontology annotation, biological process: lignin catabolic process. Gene Ontology annotation, molecular function: copper ion binding; hydroquinone:oxygen oxidoreductase activity. Gene Ontology annotation, cellular component: apoplast. The record is from RefSeq and is a predicted model, not a curated record.
ACAUGAAUGCAAUAAGUCUCAAAGCAAGAAGAGAAUUUGAGUUUGACAUUGAGAUUGAGAUUGAGAAGGAAGAACCAGAUGAACGCCUGGGUUCGUAUUCUGCUUCUUGUAGCAUGCUUUUUCCCGGCUAUGGUGGAAUGCAGGGUUCGCAACUACAAGUUCAAUGUAGUGAUGAAAAACUCCACUAAAUUAUGCUCGACCAAGCCCAUUGUCACUGUUAAUGGGAGGUUCCCAGGACCCACUCUCUAUGCGAGGGAAGAUGAUACCGUGCUCGUCAAGGUCGUCAACCAUGUCAAAUAUAAUGUUUCAAUCCACUGGCAUGGUAUCCGGCAACUCAGAACCGGCUGGGCUGAUGGACCAGCAUAUAUCACACAGUGUCCAAUUCAGCCAGGCCAAACCUACAUUUACAAUUUCACAAUUACAGGCCAACGGGGCACCCUUUUGUGGCAUGCACAUAUUCUCUGGCUAAGGUCCACUGUCCAUGGUGCCAUUGUUGUCUUGCCUAAGCGUGGAGUUCCUUAUCCCUUCCCACAACCACAAAAAGAAGAGGUAAUUGUACUUGCUGAGUGGUGGAAAUCGGACACUGAAGCCGUUAUAAAUCAAGCUCUCAAAUCCGGAUUGGCCCCAAAUGUCUCAGAUGCCCACACAAUUAACGGCCAGCCAGGGCCCGUAUCUAGUUGUUCUUCACAGCGGGGCUAUAUACUACCUGUGGAAAAUGGCAAAACCUACCUGCUUCGUUUGAUCAAUGCUGCACUCAAUGAAGAGCUUUUCUUCAAAAUAGCAGGACACAAACUCACCGUUGUGGAAGUUGAUGCCACCUACGUUAAACCAUUCAAAACUGACACUGUUGUGAUUGCCCCUGGCCAAACCACUAAUGUCCUGGUUACCGCUGACCAAAAUGCUGGAAAGUACCUGGUUGCAGCAUCUCCUUUCAUGGAUGCUCCAGUUGCAGUCGACAAUGACACUGCAACCGCCACAUUGCACUACUCGGGCACACUUUCUAGUGCACCCACAAUCAUCUCCAAGCCUCCUCCACAAAAUGCCACCGCAGUUGCCAACAACUUUAUUGAUUCUCUUCGUAGCCUUAAUUCCAGAAAGUACCCAGCCAAAGUCCCACAAACCGUUGACCACAGCCUUUUCUUUACAGUUGGACUCGGAGUCAACCCUUGUCCUUCUUGCAAAGCAGCAAACGGUAGCCGAGUGGUGGCUUCUAUCAAUAAUGUCACGUUUGUUAUGCCAACAACUGCCUUACUUCAAGCACAUUUUAACAUAAGUGGAGUUUUCACAACUGACUUUCCUGGUAACCCACCAAACGUUUUCAACUACACAGGAGGCCCACCUGCAAAUUUGCAAACCAGCAGCGGAACUAAGGUAUACAGGCUGGCUUACAACUCUACAGUUCAACUUGUUUUGCAAGAUACAGGAAUCAUAGCCCCUGAGAACCAUCCAAUCCAUUUGCAUGGAUUCAAUUUCUUCGCGGUUGGUAAGGGACUAGGGAACUUUAAUCCAAAGAAACACCCUAAGAAGUUUAAUCUUGUUGAUCCUGUUGAAAGGAACACAAUUGGGGUACCAUCUGGUGGAUGGGUUGCUCUAAGGUUCCGGGCAGAUAAUCCAGGAGUCUGGUUCAUGCAUUGUCACUUGGAAGUGCAUACAACAUGGGGACUGAAGAUGGCGUUCUUGGUUGACAACGGCAAAGGCCCAAAUGAGUCACUUCUACCACCUCCAAGCGAUCUUCCGAAAUGUUAAAGCUCUCAACUGAAGUAUUCUAUGCAUAAUUAUCCAGUGUAGAGAAAAUAUAAAUCUCCUCAUUCAAACAGGUUGCAGGGAGGAUUAUGCAGUAUAAAGGAGAAGACUGGAAGAGAGAGUUAUUAACAAAGCAAUAUACGGAUCUGCUAUUAUUUCUUGAGUAAAUUUAAAUUUUUACAAAAACUCUGUUAAAGAAAAUUACACUCAAUUUUCACAACUUAAUUGUAUAGGGAACCUAGCCAUUUCACUUGUCGAAUAAAAAUUGAUAUACUGUUGUGAUUCUUUCGGACAGAUUGAAUAAAAAACUUGUUCAUGAUAUGUUUCUAAUUUU